CAGUGGAAUGGAAUACGUCUUGGGACAGAGGAUCAGACGGCAAAGGGAGAGGGUCUACCGGCCCAGACACACCUAUCUCUCCCUGAGUGAGGAGGAAUGCAGGCGUAAGCUACGCCUGACCCGUCAGGCUGUCACCGACAUCUGUCAUCUCCUGGCAGAUGAGCUGGGGACUGAUGCACGCUGUCCCUAUGCCCUCCCCGUUGCAGUGAAAAUUACAGCGGCAAUGCAUUUCUAUGCAUCUGGGUCGUUCCAGCAUCCCCUUAGUUGUAUUGAACGCAUUUCACAAUCGGCAGUAAGUUCGGCUAUACAUGCAGUUACGUCAGGUCUAGUCCAACAUGCUGGGGAAUACAUCAAAUUCCCCGUUACACCUGACAGCCAGGAAAGAACUAAGCAGGAGUUUUGGACCAAGUAUGGGUUCCCUGGCGUCCUUGGUGCUAUAGACUGCACCCAUGUGCAGCUACGUGCCCCAUCACUAAACGCACUCACAUACAUAAACCGGAAGGGAACUCAUUCAAUUAACAUCCAAGUAAUUUCCGAUGCUAAUUGUCGAAUAAAUCAUGUCUUUGCCAAUUACCCUGGCUCAAGCCAUGAAUCCUUCAUAUUGGCAAACUCGACCAUUCCUGCCAUAUUCGAGGGGAAUCCUCCCUUGGAUGGGUGGCUGUUGGGGGACAACGGCUAUCCGUUGAAGACAUGGCUCAUGACCCCAUUUCUUAUGCCAGCAACAGUGCGCGAAAUGGCAUUCAACAGGAAAGACACACAAACACGCAGUGUAAUUGAACGUACUUUCGGGAUUCUGAAAAUGCGCUUCAGGUGUUUGGAUAGGUCAGGUGGUACUUUACAGUAUGGUCCUCAAAAAGUCGGAGCAUUCUUUGUGGCAUGUUGUGUUUUACACAACAUUGCCAUGAAUCAUGGAUGUGUCGAUGACAUUAAUGAGGAUAGAUUAGAGGACUUAAUGAGACGUGAUGCUGAACUGCAUGUGCCGAUGCCAUUACGUCCAAAUGCCCCAGCAGCAGCACGGGAGAGGAGAGCUCAUCUGUCAGAGGAGCUGCAUCGUAUAUAGUGAGGCCUUUUACGCGGCCUGCCUCGGCGGGAUCCAACAAAUGAGGGUCCGGGAGUGGCGACGCUGGA
This is a messenger RNA of Gadus chalcogrammus (walleye pollock), 1128 nucleotides long. RefSeq names its product putative nuclease HARBI1. The record is from RefSeq and is a predicted model, not a curated record. The transcript is spliced from 2 exons. Bases 8 to 1060 code for a protein of 350 amino acids. NCBI's taxonomy places the organism in Eukaryota, Metazoa, Chordata, Actinopteri, Gadiformes, Gadidae.